Molecule: messenger RNA, 2577 nt
Organism: Arachis ipaensis
Lineage: Eukaryota; Viridiplantae; Streptophyta; Magnoliopsida; Fabales; Fabaceae
Molecular function (GO): protein binding
Source: RefSeq, a predicted model, not a curated record
CCAGCAUUACAACUCAUUCAAAGUAAAGCUUUAAACAAAGAGUGGCCAUAAAAGUCAUUCGGUGAGACAUGGCAACUUUUGAAAGAACACAUUGUGUUCUCAAUCAUGUUCUCUUUCAUAUAAUGUUAGUAUUGAUGUUCUUGCUUUCACGGAAAAUCACAGCUUCUCCAACAACAGAAGCUGAAGUCCUUGUGAAAUGGAAAAACAGCCUACUAUACACUCCUUUUCUCAAUUCAUGGUCCCUCUCCAAUAUUCACAACCUUUGCAGUACUUGGGAUGCCGUUGUUUGCGACAAAACAACAAACACAACUGUCUCAGAGAUAUACCUUUCUGGUUUCGAUCUCAGUGGCACCCUUCAUGGCUUCGAUUUUGCUUCCCUACCAAAUCUCACUCACCUUGACCUCAAUGAUAACAGCUUUUAUGGGUCAAUACCACCUCAAAUUGGCAGCCUCUCCAAACUCAUUUUCUUGGACUUUGGAAGCAACAACUUUACAGGGACAGUGCCUUAUGAGAUAGGACAUUUAAGGGAACUCGAAUAUCUCAGCUUCAACAACAACAGUUUCAAUGGUGCUAUUCCCCAUCAGGUCAUAAGUCUCCCAAAGGUAUGGUACCUUGACUUUGGAGGAAACUACUUUGCAUCUCCUCCUCACUGGUCUGAUUAUUCAUGCAUGCCUUCCUUAACAUACCUUGACUUGUCUUUCAAUUCAUUCACUCCCGAAUUCCCAAGUUUCAUAAUGAAGUGCCACAACUUGACUUUUCUAGACCUCUCUUUCAACUAUUUUAAUGGCACAAUACCAGAAUCAUUGUAUACCAAUUUGGUUAAGCUUCAAUUCCUGAACCUCUCAUAUUGUGAGAUGGAAGGACCAUUGUCGUCCAACUUGUCCAAGCUCUCAAACCUCAAAGAGCUUCGUAUGGGUAACAACAACUUCUCAGGAGUACUGCCACCUAACUUGUGCAGCGGUAUGAUGCUAUCUAUUUUGGCAGUCAAUAACAACAGCUUUUCGGGGAUUUUUCCAAACUCCUUGAGAAAUUGUUUAACACUAACUACAAUAAGGCUUGACGGCAAUCAUUUCUCUGGAAACAUCACAGAAGCACUUGGGGUUUAUCCAAGUCUUGGUUUUCUAGACCUGCGCUCUAAUGAAUUCACGGGAAAUAUACCCCAUAAAUUUUUCAGAUUGGCUAAUCUUAUCUUCCUUGAUUUAUCUAAUAACAACUUGAGUGGAAGCAUUCCUAAUGACUGUGAAACAUUCAAUGCAAGCUCUCUUAAAAUUCUCAACUUGUCUCACAACAACUUGACAGGAACAAUUCCACAAUGUUUGGCAACCUUACCCUCUCUCACAGUUUUGGACUUGCAUAUGAACAACCUUUGUGGAACCUUACCAAGAAUCUUCCCUAAAGGUAAUGUCUUAGAUACUAUAAAACUGAAUGGCAACUUCUUGGAGGGAGCAUUACCCAAAUCCCUGGCCCACUGCACAAAACUACAAGUUCUGGACGUUGGAGAAAAUAGCAUAGAGGACACAUUUCCUAGUUGGCUAGGAUUGCUUCAAGAGCUACAGGUACUCAUUUUACGAGCAAAUAAAUUUUAUGGUACCUUCAGUAACUCCUCCAACAUUAGAGAUGCACAUGCAUUUCCAAAGUUGAGAGUUUUUGAUGUCUCCAACAACUAUUUUAGUGGGUCCUUGCCAGUAUCAUUCUUGAAGAACUUUCAAGGAAUGAUGAAUGUCAGUUACACUCAUAAUGGGUUGCAAUAUAUGAGUUUCACUUAUUCCGGCUAUCGAUCAUAUUUUGCAUCAAUAGUGGUCAACAUGAAAGAUCAGUCAGUGGAACUAGUGAAAAUAUUGAUGACUUUUACAACUGUAGACUUGUCAAAUAACUUACUUGUGGGUGAAAUCCCACAGGUAAUUGGAGAAUUAGAUUCCCUCAAAGGACUCAAUCUCUCACAUAAUAGAAUAACUGGCACCAUUCCACAAACUUUGGGUAACUUGAGAAAUUUGGAAUGGUUGGACCUCUCAUGGAAUCAGCUGAAGGGUGAGAUUCCUUUGGCCUUAACAAAUUUGAAUUUUCUGUCGGUUUUAAAUGUUUCACAAAAUCAAUUAGAGGGAGCUAUACCUGCAGGUGGCCAAUUCAACACAUUCCAAAAUGACUCCUAUGUGGGAAAUGCAAUGUUGUGUGGACUCCCUUUAUCAAAAUCAUGCAGUGGUGCCAAUGAUGACAAUGGACAUUCCUCAUCAUCCUUGACAUUUGAGGAUGAAGAAAAAUUUGGAUUUGGCUGGAAAUCUGUUGCAGUGGGAUAUGCAUGUGGAGUGGUGGUUGGAGUGCUCUUAGGAUGGUCCUUUUUCUACACUGGAAACCCACAAUGGCUUGCAAGGCUUUUAGGUAUCCGUAUACCAAAUAAGAAAGUCAAAAGGAAAAACAACAAAAACAGAGUGCAUGUAAAUCAAUCAUAGAAGAAUGAAUUAGCUUAGUUACUUUAUUUUCCUUUUUUAUUAACAUGUCUGUGAUAUAAAGCCUAAUAAAGAGUGAUACUCUGUAUUUAGAUCUGUUGGAGAAAUAAUAUACUAAUAUAGUUAUAUAGCA